AAAAGUUAAAGUUCCACCAGAGUCAAGAUGAAGGACCCGCUGAGCGUCUGUACUUACAAUCUGCUGUACCAGGACCUGAAGAGACUCUCCAAGAAUGGAGAAUAUUUCUGUAAGGAGAUCUUGACUGUGUUUCAACAAAGAUCUGAUCUGGAGAUAAACUAUUCUAAAGGACUUCAGAAGAUUGCAAGCAAACUCCUCAAAGUCUCCAAAGAAAUGUGUGACAACUCCUCAUGCCGAGACUGGUCCUUCAUAUCAGAUGAGAUGUUCUCCUCCGCAGAUGCUCACCGAAUAUUGGGAAACGCCCUCAACCAAGAUGCUAUUCGGGAGAUGCGUCAAAUCUUAGAUGAACACUCCAAAAGAAAGAGGCCGCUUGACAACGCCAUUGAGAAAUCAGGAAAACUUGUUCUCACCAACUGGAAUGAGCAGAUUAAGCUGAAGAAGAAGCUGAUGGGUUUAACAAGAGAACACGAGGCGCUCUUUGACUUUGUGGAGAAAAAUAAGCACAUUUGCACCGUGAAGGAAAAACAGAAGAUGUUCAAUAGAUUAACAAAAUCAGCAGAACUUCAGGCAAGAGUGGAUGAAGAAUACUUCAACGUCAACAUGGACGGUCACCACAUCCGACUGAAGCUGGAGAAUACCCUAAAAACCUGCCACCAGAUUGUUCUGGAUCUGGAGAAGCAGAGGAUAGAAACGCUAUCAAACACUCUGAAGAAAUACAGUCUCUAUAUAAAUGUAUAUGCACAGAGUAUCAUUCACAGUCAGAGUCAGAUUGAGCAGUCGGUGACUGAAGUGGAUGUGGAGACAGAUAUCCAGUUACUGAUGGAGAACAUCUACACAACAGCAGAUGACAACAGAGCCGAAUUUCUCAUGGCCGACUACUUUGAGGAGGAAGGGAAAACAAUCAUGUCAAAGGACAGAAGGAAAGAUGCCAUCAGAACUAAACUUCAGCGACUCGAGGACAACAUCACCAAGACAAAGAGUGACAGAGAAGGUCUAGAGAAAAUGGUGAAAGUUUAUACAGAACAACCGAACUUCUCAAAUCAAAAGAAUCUGGAAGAAACCGAACAGUUGCUUGAGGAGGCCGUACUCAAACUUGAUCUUUUGGAGGCCACACACUGUAAACUGAGCGUCGGUCUGGCAGAGUUAGAGGGCAAACCCAAACCUCGCCAUCGCUUUAGUGACAGCAUCACCAAAUGGAAAGACAAGGAUUGUGAACACAGCGUGGUACAGCUCUCUCGGCCCGUGAGAAUCAAGAAGACACCGUUCAGAUCACUUCAGUCUGUGAGAAGCUCUGUGACGUAUAAGAACCCUGCAAAGUGCGUGUUGACCAAACACAACCCUAAGAACAUAAAUGAAGAACCGACUGACGUCAAACAGAACACAGAUGAAGAGCAGAACUAUGCAGUUAAUGGAAGUACAUCUGAAUCUUUAGAAGGUGCAGAAUUCCGCUCUACGGGCAAAUGCAAGGCUUUAUACAGCUUUACAUCAGAGCGAGAGGAUGAGCUAAACAUAAAUGAAGGAGAUGUUCUUGAGCUCUUUCAGAAGGACGAGACAGGCUGGUGGUUCGGUGAACUGAAUGGACAGAGAGGACAUUUCCCUUCCAAUUAUGUUGAAGAGCUUCCGCUCCUUACUGCAACAAAGUCUUCUGACGCUUAAAGAACACACGAAUAACUCACAGAAUCAUGAUUCACUAAUGCUGGAUGUAUGGCAAAUAUCACUAUAAAUAUAUUUUUAGUGCAGAUCUGGAAUUAUUUAAUAUUUUAAAGCAGAGCAUAACCAGGAACAUACAGACACUACUACACACACUUCCUUUAUAUUAUAUAUCAUUUAUAUUUAGAUAAUAAUUUAUGACAGUGGGAACUCUGCAAAUUGUGAUUUCUGAUGCGAUUUAAGUUGAAACUAAAUGUAGUGAAAAAUGAACUUUAUGUUGUUUUACGAGCAAAAACUGGGUUUAUAAAUGCACUUUAAAUUGA
This is a messenger RNA of Triplophysa dalaica, 1973 nucleotides long. It is a transcript of the gene nostrin, whose product is annotated as nitric oxide synthase trafficking. Lineage: Eukaryota; Metazoa; Chordata; Actinopteri; Cypriniformes; Nemacheilidae. The transcript has 16 exons. Gene Ontology annotation, biological process: signal transduction. Gene Ontology annotation, cellular component: cytoplasm; plasma membrane. Gene Ontology annotation, molecular function: protein binding. The record is from RefSeq and is a predicted model, not a curated record. Bases 28 to 1656 code for a protein of 542 amino acids.